AUGGAGAUGGUGUCUUCAGCAGGGGAAGGCCGAGACAUUGAAGUCAGCCGCAACUUGACAGUGAAAGAAAAGUAUCUGCUGGAGAACCACUGGUACCAGCAGUGGAAAGCAUACGUGGAAUCCGGAGACCAGAACUCCAGCUCUUACCCUGGUCGAAUCAACAAUGCCGAACUCUUUGAAGAUCUGGAGUCGUACCGGUUGAAGGACAGGCUGGUGGAAUACGAGGAAUACAUUCUGGUGCCGGAGGAGGUGUGGGACAACCUGGUGAGCUGGUACGGCAUUGAGCACGAGCAGCCACCCAUUGAACACAACGUCCUUAAGGAAGCCCGGCGCCUCUUUUCGAUCCCGCCCGAGGAGGAGACGAGGCUGUGGGUGAAAAACGCAGACGGGUCUUGCGAGAGGCUGCGGAACUUGCAGACGACGGUGCUGGACGCUUGCCUCAGUUCAGGGCAGAUGGUGAUAAUGGAGUCCAGGAGCAAAGAUGGAACCUGGCCCAGCUCCAGGCCACAUAUCAUGAAGAACUCGGUGGAGGACGAAGAACUGUACCAGGGCCAGCCGGGGGUCUGCGGCCUCACCAACCUAGGCAACACCUGCUUCAUGAACUCUGCCUUGCAGUGUCUGAGCAACGUGCCCUCUCUCACGGAGUACUUCCUGAAGAACGGCUACCUGGAGGAGCUCAACUUCACAAACCCCCUGGGAAUGAAGGGGGAAAUCGCGGAAGCCUACGCUGACCUCAUUAAGCAGCAGUGGUCUGGCCACCACCGCUCCAUUGUGCCUCGCAUGUUCAAGACCAAAGUGGGUCACUUCGCCUCCCAGUUCCUUGGCUACCAGCAGCACGACUCUCAGGAGCUUCUCUCCUUUCUGCUCGACGGGCUGCACGAGGACCUGAACCGCGUCAAGAAGAAGGAGUACAUCGAGCUUAAGGAUGCUGCCGGGCGGCCGGAUGAGGAAGUCGCAGAGGAGGCGUGGCGGAACCACAAGCGCCGCAACGACUCCAUCAUCGUCGACAUCUUCCAUGGGCUCUUCAAGUCGACCCUGGUGUGCCCCGAGUGUGGGAAAGUUUCCGUGACCUUCGACCCCUUCUGCUACCUCAGCGUCCCUCUGCCCGUCAGCAAGGAGCGGGUCAUGGAGAUCUUCUUUGUCUACAUGGAUCCCAGCAAGAAACCGGAGCAGCACAGAUUGAUUGUCCCAAAGGCCGGGAAAGUGCUCGACCUCUGCCGCACCUUGUCCAAGCACACAGGCGUGCCAUCCGAGCAGAUGAUGGUGGCGGACGUGUUCAGUCACCGCUUCUACAAGAUCUAUCAGAUGGAAGAAUCCCUGAGCUGCAUCCUGGACCGGGACGAUAUUUUCGUCCGCUAUGUGACUCGACCAGAUUCUGAGGAAGAGGAGGAGGAGGAAGAUCAGAGCGAGGAAGAGGACCUGUACAGCAAGAGGCCCAAUGGGUUGAGCGAAGGUGAGGAGGAGGAGGAGGAAGAAGAAGAGGAGGAGGAGACAACGACGACAGCGGAAGGCUCCACCAGCCAGGAACCCGGCUCGGAAACAGAGGAAAACCCCUCCGACGCAUCCAUAGGGGAGGAAGGAGCCAGUGUGGAGGGGAGGUCCCCGCACCGGCCAGCCCAGCCUGCCCGGGCCCCCUCUUCCAGCCCCAGCCCCCCGACGGCCAACCAGCCCAAGCGCAAGUGUCGCCUGCCGCAGCGGCGGAAACUGCUCUUCACCCUCCAGGCGGUCAACUCGAACGGUACCAGUGACCGGAUGGCCAGUCAGGACGAGGGCAGCGCCGUCUCCUUCAACUGCCAACCGUACGUUGCCAUAGACUGGGAUUCGGAGAUGAAGAAGCGCUACUACAACGAGGUGGAAGCGGAGGGCUACGUCAAACACGACUGCAUGGGCUACACGCUGAAGAAGAACCCCGUCAGACUGCAGGAGUGCAUCGAGCUGUUCACCACGGUGGAGACGCUGGAGGAGGAAAACCCCUGGUAUUGCCCCACCUGCAAAAAGCACCAGCUGGCCACCAAGAAGUUGGACUUGUGGUCGCUGCCGGAGACCCUGAUCAUUCACCUCAAGCGCUUCUCCUACACCAAGUUCUCCCGGGAAAAGCUCGACACCCUCGUGGAAUUCCCCAUCCGGGACCUCGAUUUCUCUGACUUCGUUAUCAAGCCACGGAAAGAAACUGAUCACACGGUGUACAAGUACGACCUUAUCGCCGUGUCUAACCACUACGGUGGUCUCCGAGAUGGGCACUACACUACAUUUGCCCGGAACAAAGACAGCGGGACGUGGUUCUACUUCGACGACAGCAACGUCUCCGUGGUUUCCAAGGCCCAGAUCGAGUCCAAAGCCGCCUACGUCCUCUUCUAUCAACGUCAGGACAAAGUUCGUCACCCGGCUCCCUCUCCCACGGCCACAAGCACUGCCGGUGCCCGAGAGCAGGAGGACUGCGAGGCCAGCUGCGCUUCCCUUCCCGGCCAGACCACCAGCCGAGACUUCAUGGACGUGGACUGACCCUCACCCGGCUCCCCCCUCCCCUCUUCCUCGCAGCCGGGGACGCGGGGGGAGGCAAGAGCCGCGCACCUUCCUUUCCUCAGAAACUGACACUGGCAGCUGUGUUCUCCCCCAAGGGCAGCGGCUAAUCUCUCUCAGGCCUUGGAACGGGGUGCUUCGGGUGGGGCCGGAGCAGACCCGCCCCCCCCUGCUGUUCCCGUGUGCAUUGCACAUAGUUUCUCUUGCUCUGAAGGGCGGUGGAGGCGGGGGAUCUUUGUCCCACCCACCCACCCCUCACAGGGGCAAUGUGUUGCACCAGCAUUUUGUAAGAUAAAGGGGGUGUGGCCGGGAGGGGCUUUCUCGGUUCCUCCGUCUCCGAAGCGUGGAGCCUUUCUCCGGGCUAGGGCUUCCCGACGGAGGGGGGACUGUCAACACAGAUCGUUCUU
Molecule: messenger RNA, 2927 nt
Organism: Gekko japonicus
Lineage: Eukaryota; Metazoa; Chordata; Lepidosauria; Squamata; Gekkonidae
Gene: USP11
Product: ubiquitin specific peptidase 11
Exons: 19
Coding region: 1-2502 (833 amino acids)
Biological process (GO): protein deubiquitination
Molecular function (GO): cysteine-type deubiquitinase activity
Source: RefSeq, a predicted model, not a curated record